Naumovozyma dairenensis CBS 421 is the source of this 2112-nucleotide messenger RNA. RefSeq names its product pheromone-regulated protein PRM2 (gene PRM2). The record is from RefSeq and is a predicted model, not a curated record. The transcript has a single exon. NCBI's taxonomy places the organism in Eukaryota, Fungi, Ascomycota, Saccharomycetes, Saccharomycetales, Saccharomycetaceae. The coding region runs from base 1 to 2112 and encodes 703 amino acids.
AUGACAGAGCCAUCGUUUUAUAUAGUCCAGUCUAUAUUGGCAAACAUUUAUUUUCUCUCUUCUACAAUAAUGUUAGUCUCUUUACCACAGAGAUUACUACAAAGAAUUUUUCAUCCAUUGCCAUUGGUUUGCUUCCUAUCAGUUUUAUUUUCAAUUUGGUCAACUUAUUCAACAAUUGCUAAUGAUAUUUACAUAUAUAAUAUUGAGCUUAAUCCUACAACAACAAUAUCAUCAAAGCCUUCAACGACACACUCUUCCCUGCUCACUUCCGUCUCUGUCACAGCUAAAACAAACACACUUACUAAUAUUCUAACUACGGCAACUACAACUACAACUACAACUACAACUACACCAACUAUAAAUACCUCCAAUUUCAAUAAAAUAAUUGACCAAUUUUUAACAAAUAAAACGAAUAUUGUAGCCAACUCCACAAAGGAAAAAAUUUCAACUAAAAUUAUACCCUAUAUCCAAAAUAAAUUUAAUAAUUGGCAAAAUUCAAUAAUAAAUUCACAAAAUUUAGCAAAUCUAACAUUAUCAACAUUACAAAAUAGUAUAAUGAACGAUUUACUUCAAUAUUCUUUAAGAUUAAAUAAUACUAUCGACGAUCUAUCAAAUUCAGGAUUUGUAGUCAAUGAGGAAAGUUUUACUUUAUCAAAUUUAACAAUCCCCAUUGAUAAUUUCCAAACGAUUUUCCAAAAUUAUGCAAACAAUAUGAACAUGUCAAUGACAUUUUGGUCAAAACAAAAUCUUACCUUUAAUAAUACAAGCUUAAAUGUCUUUAAAAUUGAUAAUGUAUUAAAUUCCACCUUUAUUAAUAAAUUCAAAUUCAGUUUACAAAACUUUGCCUCUCCCUCUUCUUCUCCCUCUAAUCAAAGCAAUAGCACAAAUCGCUUAACUAAAAGAUUCGAUACUUCACCGGAAAACAAUGUGAAUUUAACCACAAAUAAACUCUUACGUCGGUGUAAGGUAUUGACAGGAAUAUUUUCGAUCCCUUUCAUAAUUUCUUUAAUAUGCUCCCUUGGAUAUGAGUGGAUCAAGUAUAGAAUAGAACAAAGGCAAUUAAACAUAUACAUUGCAACAAUAUUGAAUAUAUUCAUUGAAUCUAAAGUCAUAGAACCAAAUUUUGCUUCUUCUUCUUCUUCUUCUUCUUCUUCUUCUUCUUCUUCUUCUUCGAUAGAUAGUGAAGAUAAACUUGAAAAUAAAGAGCAUAACUCCAGUUCCUUAUCCAUGGCUACACAAUUGGAAAUUAGACAAUUAAUACAAGAAUCAAUAAAUUCAUUCAAUAAUAUUUUUAUAUACUUAUUAGGAUAUUAUGAAGAAUUAUAUUUCCAUUAUUCAAUUGAUAUCACGAGAUUGAAGACAAUUAAUUGGUGGAUCUUUACGAACGGGAAAUAUUUAUGGACAAUCCUUAUAAUGUUCAUAAUCAAUUCACAAAUUGUCUUUUCACUCCUUAGAUUAGAUAAUGCUAUCAUCAUAAAGGGGGUUCAAACUUUCUCAGAUUCAAAGCUUAAUAUGGAGAAGAGGCUAGUUCCAAUAUUCAAAAGAUCAUUAGAUAACAAUACAACUAAUCCUACUCUCAUCAAUAGUUUUCAAUGGGGAAACAUUUCUCAAACAGCAAAUACAUUUGAAAGCGAAUUUUAUAAUGAUUUGAAUAAUACCAUAUAUAGGAAAUUAUGGUUCACCACGAAAGAUGAAAACGACACAGAUGUUCGCGGAAUUUUGACUCAAUUAAUUGAUGACGUAAAUGCACAAGUUAUCAUCAUGGAAGAAAAUUUUUCCAAUACAGUACCUACUGAAAUGUCUAUUCCCAUUUGGAGUAAUAUUACCAAGGAAGAAAUCUCCACAUUGUUAAUAUAUGAAGAUAAAUUGGAUGACAGUAUCAAUUCCCAAUUAAGCUAUCAACUAUUCCAAUCGUCACUUUUCUCGCAACAACAACAACAACAGUUGAUAAAAAGAGACACAAACAAACAAGCUGAAACGAUAGUAUACGAUAGUAACAGCAAAAAGGCCAUCAACCCAUCACAAAAUCUAUUGAAAUAUGGAUCCAUUGGACUCGUUUUAUUAAUAACAUUGCAUCACUUCUUGGGAACCCUAACGGUCCUCCAUCUAUAG